Meloidogyne enterolobii is the source of this 3039-nucleotide messenger RNA. NCBI's taxonomy places the organism in Eukaryota, Metazoa, Nematoda, Chromadorea, Rhabditida, Meloidogynidae. The record is from the annotation of a GenBank genome assembly.
AUGGGGGAAAGACUUGAUGCAGAAUCUAAGGCUUUUCUUGCAGCUAAAAACUCAAUCCGCCGAGAAUUGGACCUGUCUGCAGCAUUUGCUUCUACUAAUUUCGCUUUGACAGCUACAAGUGAAUUUGCCCAUUCUGUUUGUUCUCUAAUUGAGGCGAUUCUCAUUCACGGCUUGCGUGAUGCUUUCUUCAUCAGGGGCAGUCGUUACUCAAAAAGACCUAUACCAAAUUUUUGGCCAUUUGUAUCAAAAUUUACUCAUCGAAGCAUAAAACAACAAAUAUAUGCCCUAAAUCAGAUUAAAACUGAAGUUGGAAAAGCUAGGGCUUGGAUUCGUAUUGUUCUUAGUGAGCGUACCCUCGAGUCUUAUAUCAAUUUAUUUUCAAAAGAUGCGCAAAUCAAGGACACAGCAUAUAUUGAUGGCUUAAAUGCUUAUUUACAAAAACUGGACAAUCUGACAAUUGUUGCUCCAACAAAUUCAAAUUUACUAAAUAAUUGGACACCAAAUCCUUUGAUUCUUGCCGGACUUAUUCCAGGAAAAUUUACGAAUUGCUAUAGCCGGAUAGGGGAUGGUUCUGUUUCUAGUCCAUAUGCUAGCAGUGAUGCCGUUGCUAUCGACAAUUUAUUGGAAAAUUCGGCAGAUCAGAAUUCUCCAGAACAAGCAACUAAUGCAUUAGAUCUUUUAUUAACCCCUCCAGAUUCUAUGACCACAAUGGAAAGUAAUUUAGAUAAUUAUCCAAGUGCCAGUAUUUCUUCAAACGUUCUUCAAUAUUCUCAAGCCGUUGAAUCCCCUCUAUGUUCAACUAAUAAAUUUGAAAAACAUAUCGGUGGAUGUGUUAAAGAAUGUAUAGUUGAUGAUAAUGAAUCAGUCAUUUCACAUCCCUCAAUGCUUUAUCAAUCUGAAGACGAACCUUUAUUUGAAAAACUACCAAAAACGCCAAAAACAUUUGCAGAUUGGAAAAGAUAUGGCGCUGCAGCAACUUCUCGUCUUCGACGUCUUUCGCCUUCGUUAAUCGGUGCAGAUGUUGGGUGCGGUGCAGAAUUUGAUACGGCGGUUGAAGGAGAUGAUGACGUAAUUGUGCAUCGUAGAAAAACGGGCCGUCGUAGAGCUGUGUCUAAAAGUAGUGGGGGUGCUGGAAGUGAUACAGGCGGUAGUGGUGGUGGUUAUUCGCGCACUCAUUCAGCUAAUAAUUUAAUUAAGACUCCUAAUUAUGCAGAAAUUUCAGCGAGCCAAUCAAUCAAAAACAAUUCAACUUCUUCACUUCAAACUGCUUUUGAAUUUAAUUCUCAAAACACUGAGAAUAUGUUUACUGAUCUUACAAUUAAAGAUUCAGAAAUUAACUCAUCAAAUAAUAACAAAAAACAACAAAAUACAAACAAUAAGACUAUAACAUUUUCAGCUUCGCAAGGUACUGUUGGAAUAGAAAUGCCAAUUCCCACAAUUUUAAUACAGCAACGAAUUUUACAGGAAAUGGAGUUUCCACCCCUUGGAUCAUCAUUACAAGAUGAAUUACUUCUUGCAGAAAGAAUGGAACAAGAAUCUUCUAAAGAAGUUGAAGAAAGGGAUGAACUUCCUCCUUCUCAUCAAAUUAGUAUAACGUCAAAUACUUCAGAUAUUUUAAGAAAAAAUUCUUCACCUCCAACAUUGGAAAUGUUUAAUAUUACAGCAAUUGAAUCUACCGAUUCUUCGACUACAGAUUUACCUGCAACUUUUGAUGAAGCAUUGCGUGCAUUUCUUUCUCAAGGAGACAAAACAAACAAUCGAUUAUUUCAAUCAGAGUCUAAAAAGCGUCUUUUCUCCGAAUGUUCGUCAAGUGUUGGUGAACUUAACAAAUUAGGUGAUAGUCUAAAUAAUUUGAAUCAACAAAUACUUUCUCCACCUCUUCGUUCAUUAUCUUUACAAAGUUCAUCGACAAAUGUUCCUUUUCCAAAUGUUUUCAUUAAAAGUGGUAGCAGAAAGAGUAUUUCUCGGGAUUUUAUCGCAUCAUUGGCUCCAAUUAAAGAUAUACCACAUAUUCCCUUUCAAAGGGAUGGAAGCAAUUUUGAUGAAGAAGAGGAAGACGCAAAUGAGCUUAUCGAAAUUCAACCAUUCACCGAGCAGAAUUCUAAUCCUAACAACUGCCAAUUCUCUAAUAUUACUACAACACCACCCCUAUCAACUCCUUAUAAAUUGCUAAAACGUCUUUAUCAUUUAAUUAAUAUACCCAAUGAAAAAGGCUUGGAUGCACAAAAUUUUCGUUGUAAAACUUGUUGUCGAAAUAUUGGUGUUGGUUUUGGACAAUUUAAAGAGUGUGCCUUAAAUGGUUAUUAUUAUUGUGAGGAUUGUUUUAAAAGUGGUGGUGAAAGUUUAAUUCCUUCUCGAGCAAUUUUAAAUGCUGAUUUUAAGCCAAGAAGUAUUAGUAAUGCCUCUCGUGUUUUACUUCAAUCUAUUAUGGAUCAACCAUUAUUUCGAGUUGAUUUUCUUAAUCCUUAUAUUUAUGAACACAGCAAAAAUAUACGCAAGAUUAGGGAUAUUCGCAAAAAACUUGGUUAUUCUGUAAUGUAUUUACUUUCUUGUAAAAAUUCUGUUGCAAAUGAUAUUAGACGCCGCCUUUGGCCUCAUAAUCACCUUCAUUCUGAUAUUCAUGCAUAUUCUUUAAUGGAUUUGGAAUGUGUUGCAAAUGGAACGUUAGAGCGUCGAUUAAAUACUUUACUAACCUCAACUCUUUCACAUAUUUGGGAUUGUCCAUUGUGCCUUCAAAAGGGAUUCUUUUGUGAACUUUGCUCAUCAGAUCGACCAAUUUAUCCUUUUCAAACAGAAAUAGUUUGCCAAUGUCCCAAUUGUUCUUCCUGUUUUCAUCGAAGUUGUUCAAAUAAAUUUAGUCUAAAAGAGGAAGAAGAUGUGGAACAAAAUAAUGAAGAUUUGCAAAAAUGUCAACAUAAUACUUGCCCAAAAUGUUUACGGAAAGCAAAAUUAGCAUCUGGAGGGAGAGGAAGUACUGGAUUACUUUCUUCUACCCCGUCUUUGUCAAAUUUAUCCCCUGGAAGUAGUCAACAAAUUUAA